This is a messenger RNA of Panicum hallii, 1982 nucleotides long. Its product is annotated as protein NRT1/ PTR FAMILY 8.3-like. Gene Ontology annotation, cellular component: membrane. The record is from RefSeq and is a predicted model, not a curated record. NCBI's taxonomy places the organism in Eukaryota, Viridiplantae, Streptophyta, Magnoliopsida, Poales, Poaceae. Bases 1 to 1713 code for a protein of 570 amino acids. Gene Ontology annotation, molecular function: transmembrane transporter activity. The transcript is spliced from 4 exons. Gene Ontology annotation, biological process: transmembrane transport.
AUGGACGCCGGCGACGCCAUGGAGAGAGGCCAGCGCUCGCCGCGGCUGCCGGAGAGCCGGAACCCAAAGAUUGAGGACGAAACCCUCACGGUGCCGCUCAUUCAGGACAAGAAAACUGGAAGCAAAGCGCCGGCGAUAGUUCUAGGAUUUCAGUGCUUGGAGAGCACAGCGUUCAACGGCAUCGGCACGAACCUGGUGGUGUACCUCGAGACCGUCCUGCACGGCACCAAUCUUGCGAGCGCGUCCAAUGUCACCUCCUGGUUCGGGACCAGCUACCUGACCCCGGUCUUCGGCGCCAUCGUCGCGGACACGUUCUGGGGCAACUACAACACCAUCCUCGUCUCCCUCGUCGUCUACCUUCUCGGUAUGAUGCUGGUCACCUUCUCGGCGUUCCUGCCGACCACCGAUCUCUGCGGGGUGGGCUCGUCGUGCCACCCCCUGCUGGGCGCGAAGAACGUCGCCUUCCUCGGCCUCUACCUAGUGGCGUUCGGCAGCGGCGGCGUGCGCGCGGCGCUGCUGCCGUUCGGCGCGGAGCAGUACGACGACGACAACGCGGUGGACCGGGAGCGCAAGAUGUCCUUCUUCAGCUGGUUCUACAUCUGCGUGGACUUCGGCAUGAUCGUCUCGGGUGUCUUCAUCGUGUGGGUCCAGCAGAACAUCAGCUGGGGCCUCGGCUUCGGCAUCGCCACCGCCUGCGUCGCGCUCGCCUUCGCCGGCUUCGUGCUCGCCACGCCCAUGUACAAGCGCAGCAUGCCCACCGGCACGCCGCUCAAGAGCCUGGGCCAGGUCGUGGUCGCCGCGUUCAGGAAGGUCAGCCUCCGCGUCCCCGCCGAUGCCGGGCUCCUGUACGAGGUCCACGACAAGGUCGACCAGCCCAAGAUCGCGCACACCGACGAGUUCGCGUUCCUCGACAAGGCGGCCGUGGUCGCGGGCUCGGACCUGGAGGGGGUGGUGACGGACGACGCCGCGGGGUCGUGGAGGCUGUGCACGGUGACGCAGGUGGAGGAGCUCAAGAUCCUGCUGCGGCUGCUCCCGAUCUGGGCGACGAGCAUCGUGCUGUCGGCGGCGUACGCGCAGCUGAACACGACGUUCGUGCAGCAGGGCGGCGCGAUGGACAUGCGGGUGAUGUCGCUCACCAUCCCGGCGGCGUCGAUGGUGUCCUUCGAGGUUCUCUGCGUCCUGGCCUGGGUGCUCAUCUACGGCUCGGUGAUCGUGCCCGCGCUCCGGGGCGUCUCCCCGGCGCGCGGCGAGCCGUCGCAGCUGCAGCGGAUGGGCGCGGGGCGGCUGCUGAUGGCGUGCGCGAUGGCCGUGGCGGCGCUGGUGGAGACGAAGCGGCUGGGCGCCGCGGGGCGCGGCGAGGCCACCAGCAUCGCGUGGCAGAUGCCGCAGUACUUCGUGCUGGCCGGCGCGGAGGUGCUGUGCUACAUCGCGCAGCUGGAGUUCUUCUACAGCGAGGCCCCCGACGCGAUGAAGAGCCUGUGCACGUCCCUGGCGCUGCUCACCGUGGCGCUGGGGAGCUACAUGAGCUCGCUCAUCUACGCCGCCGUGGACGCGCUGACGGCGAGGGGCGGGCGGCCCGGGUGGAUCGCCGACGACCUCGACGAGGGCCACCUGGACUACUUCUUCUGGACCAUGGCGGCGCUGUGCACGCUCAACUUCGUCGUGUACAGCGCCUUCGCCAGGAACUACAAGGUCAAGACGGUCGUGUCGUGAUCCAGCUGACGCGGGGGCACAAGAGUCGUCGGGAUCGGAUAUGCAGCGGGUGUUGCGCAAUGGCGCGUGUGUGCAUGAAAUUUAGGAGAUUUCUAGGAGAAGGCGACGACAUCGUUUGUUUGCUUCGUUGUGUUACUGGUGCCGAUGGGGACAUGGGGUCCUUGAUUUUUUGGGUUCCGCUUCUUUUCUUUUUGCCAGUGUAGUAAGUUGAAACAUGGAUGGGCGACAGGACAUCCAUGUUACGGUUUUCACAAAAAAGUGCAGUGCUA